AUGAAUGAAGUAUUCUGUACUGCUGAAGAUAUGGGUCUUCAAAUCUUUUACCAGGAUACCGACAGUAUGCACUUAUAUAAUGAAGACAUACCAAAGCUUGCAGCAGAGUUUAAGAAGAGAUAUGGUCGCGAACUUAUAGGAAAGAACCUUGGUCAAUUUCAUAGCGACUUUGCAGAAAUAACACCUGGAAAACAAAGUUUAGCUUAUAAAAGUAUUUUCUGUGGAAAGAAGACCUACAUAGACUUACUCACUAACGAUUUAAAUGAAGUUGCAUUUCACUGCAGAAUGAAAGGCGUGAAGCAAGAUGUUAUUGCUUUAACCGCUAAUGAAAUGUUUCCUGAAGCUAUACAAUGCUAUUACAAUGAAGAUAAGAACAUUCACAUACCUGUUGGAACAUAUGACAAAGACUCUGAGUUCAGUUUAAUGAAACUUUACAAAGCACU
Molecule: messenger RNA, 443 nt
Organism: Trichomonas vaginalis G3
Lineage: Eukaryota; Parabasalia; Trichomonadida; Trichomonadidae
Product: organellar and viral DNA polymerase type B
Exons: 1
Source: RefSeq, a predicted model, not a curated record